Schistocerca serialis cubense is the source of this 2903-nucleotide messenger RNA. RefSeq names its product DNA repair and recombination protein RAD54B-like. Bases 180 to 2756 code for a protein of 858 amino acids. The transcript has 17 exons. The record is from RefSeq and is a predicted model, not a curated record. Gene Ontology annotation, biological process: reciprocal meiotic recombination; double-strand break repair via homologous recombination. Gene Ontology annotation, cellular component: nucleus. Gene Ontology annotation, molecular function: DNA translocase activity; ATP binding; ATP-dependent chromatin remodeler activity. NCBI's taxonomy places the organism in Eukaryota, Metazoa, Arthropoda, Insecta, Orthoptera, Acrididae.
AGACUGUAAUGACCUGACGAGUAUAACAACAUCUUUGCUUCUGAUUUAGUAUGUUUUGAUGUCACUUUGGUGCGCGGGUAAAACAAGUUCGAAUAGAAGUAGGCAAUGUGGUUAUGUGAAACUAUCAUGUGUUAUUCUGAAGUACAUUUUAAGUGCUGUUAAUAGAGCAAUAAUAAAGAAUGAGACGCUCGGCCGCUCCGUCUGUAAAAUACAGUGAGGGUGGAGCGGCAGGUAACGUGAACAAAGCGGAUUUUCCCCAAGCUUCUGUUAGAAACUUGGGAUCAGAUUUCCCAAAUAAAUCACGUGAUACUGAUUCACUUCUGGACCUUAUUUUUGCAAAAAAUAAGGCAGCAGAUACUGAACAAAGGCAUUGUGAUUCUGGUAGUGGCACACUGCCAGAAGAGAGCUGUAAUGUGAAAUCAGGUGUCCUGGGGCACGUGAAAAUUUCACAAGAAGCAAUACAAGGAGAAAAUAAAGAUGCUGUCUUAGUAAAUGACCCUGAGAAAAGGGUAUUCAAUGUCGUUUGGGCAAAACAGUCAACACGAAAGCACAAAGUUUGGGAGGGUGAUGGUGUUCUGGAAGUGGAAGGGAAGACAGUUAUUUUAAAGGAUGUUGGUGGAAAAAUUCUAUGCCAGUCUUCAAAUGUAAAGGUGUCCUCAUUUGAAGAUGGUACACGUUUGCUUCUUGGUGGAAAAGAGGCUGAGAUUGUGGAUGAAGUGAAAAUAAUUGACUCUAUCAGUGUGUCCAGUAAAAGAACGCCAGACAGGCAGAGUGAUCAAAAGCCGACAAAAAAAGCAAGAAAAGACAUACCAAUUCUGCAUAAAAAACCCUCAAAUUUUUGUGGUCAAAAUUAUAGGCCCUUGGUUAUGCCAAGUCCCCCAGAUGAGCAUCGGUGGAAGAUGAAUCCAGAACAUUUGCCUCUUGUGGAGGUAGUAAUUGAUCCAUGUCUUGCAAAAGUCCUUCGCCCUCAUCAAAGAACUGGCAUAAUAUUUUUGUAUGAAUGUAUGCUUGAAAUGAGACAACCGAACUAUUCUGGAGCAAUAUUGGCAGAUGAGAUGGGACUGGGGAAGACACUACAGUGUGUUACACUUGUUUGGACAUUGUUAAAGCAAGGCCCAUAUGGUGGAAGGCCUAUUAUUCGGAAUGCUUUGAUUGUAACACCAAGCAGUUUAGUUGGGAAUUGGGAAAAGGAAUUCCAGCAAUGGUUAGGAAGAGGAAAAAUCCAUACAUUUAUUGUUAAUCAGAAGAAUAAACCAGCUGAUUUCAAAAAUAAUGCAAAUGCUAAUGUUAUGCUAAUUUCUUAUGAAAUGUUUUCAAGAUACUAUGAUGACAUUGAAAAAUAUGAGUUUGACCUGCUCAUUUGUGAUGAAGGCCAUCGUUUAAAAAACAGUACUAUUAAAAUAUAUGUGAUGUUAUCAAAGUUGCAAUGCAAGAGACGAAUACUGCUUACAGGAACUCCAGUACAGAAUGACCUUCAAGAGUUUUACACCCUAGUUAAUUUUGUAAAUCCUGGAGUACUUGGCCCAUUGUCAGAUUUUAGGAAGAUCUAUGAAGCUCCAAUUGUUGCCUCUAGGCAGCCAGAAGCAGGCACUGAAAUCCGUCUGCAUGGUGAACAAUGUGCUGCUGAGUUGAACCAUAAAACCAGUUGGUUCAUCCUACGCCGCACACAGGAUCUGAUAGACAAAAUUUUGCCAACAAAACAUGAACUGGUUCUUUUCUGCUGCCUGUCUCAACUACAGAUCAGUAUGUACAGAGCAGUGAUUGAUUACUGGGACUCACGGAAAGAAAACUUAAUUUCUCUGGAAUCAGUUCCGCACCUCAAUAUUAUUACUUUACUUAAGAAAGUUUGCAAUCAUCCAGUGCUUAUUAAGUCUAGUGUCAUAGAGGAAGAGCUUGAAAUGAAACUGAUGCAUAUGUUGUCAUCUGAAAUACUUGAAACAUGUCCAAGAAACUCUGGAAAGCUUAUUAUUGUCUUACGUCUUCUUCAAUAUUUGAGGCAAACUAAGGAGCGUGUGGUGUUUGUGUCAUACUAUACACAGACAUUAGAUCUAAUGGCACAGCUGUGUGAAAACUAUGGCUACAAAUAUUGUCGAUUGGAUGGAUCUACAGCUUGUAGUCAGCGUCAAACAGUUGUUGACAAUUUCAAUAGCGCAUCUUCAAAAUACUUUAUCUUCCUUUUAAGUGCUCGUGCUGGUGGAAUUGGUCUCAAUCUUACGGGCGCAUCACGUCUUAUUCUCUUCGAUUCGGACUGGAAUCCAGCCACGGACCUACAGGCAAUGUCACGAAUUUGGAGAGAUGGUCAAUUGAAACCUGUGUUUAUUUAUAGGCUGCUUUCUGUGGGUACAAUAGAAGAAAAAAUCUUCCAACGCCAAAUAAGCAAGACUGAUCUAAGUGGUACAGUUGUAGAUCCACAGAACAAUAGUACGAUUCGCCUGUCUAAAGAAGAACUUAAGGACCUACUGUCAUAUGAUGAAAAUGAAAUCUGUCUCACUCAUAAGUUAUUAGAAUGUACAUGUGAUAUAAAUGGCCAACCACGUGAGCAAUUUGAGACCUGCAGAUCUGAAGUAGACAAUAGACCAUCACAGCUGGGUUCUGUUCAGUUAAAUUCCACACACCCUCACCAACGCAUGAAUCAGCUGCUUCAUUGGGAACACCAUAGAGCACCAUUCAGAUCAGGCUUCCUAGAGGGUCUGGGAUUGCUGGAUGUUGCUGGCAGCAUAACAUACAUUUUUAAAACAUCAACAGUGGUUGACUGAAGUGUGAUGUUGUACAGUUAAGCAUAUUCUUUUGUUGAUGUAAGAUUGUAUAUAAUUUCAAACACACAGUUUUGUAAAAAAGAUAAUAUUUUCUGUAACUGGUUGAUUAUAUUAGAUACAAACAAAAUAAAAAAUGGUUGCAUAAUA